This is a messenger RNA of Lotus japonicus, 1251 nucleotides long. Its product is annotated as truncated transcription factor CAULIFLOWER A-like. Gene Ontology annotation, biological process: positive regulation of transcription by RNA polymerase II. The record is from RefSeq and is a predicted model, not a curated record. Gene Ontology annotation, cellular component: nucleus. Lineage: Eukaryota; Viridiplantae; Streptophyta; Magnoliopsida; Fabales; Fabaceae. Gene Ontology annotation, molecular function: DNA-binding transcription factor activity, RNA polymerase II-specific; protein dimerization activity; RNA polymerase II cis-regulatory region sequence-specific DNA binding. The transcript is spliced from 8 exons. Bases 308 to 1033 code for a protein of 241 amino acids.
AGACAGACUACCACUGAGUGUGAGUGUGGUUCCUCUUCCUUCUCCAUAUACUUGUCCAGAAGAAGAAAGACCCAUAUAUAAAUUAAUAUUAUUAUUAUUCUCUUCUAUCAGUCGGUUUGGCUUGGCUUGGCUAUAAUAGCAAGGUUUUUGAGCAUAUUACUGGGGUUUGUUCCCUUUUAAUUACUUGAUUGGGUUUUUCUUGGGCAAAAAAAGGGUAAGAGUAAUUUGCUAGGUAAGAGAAGCUAGCUAUCAAAGUGUAAUAUAAAUUAAGAAAGGAAAAAAAGACAGUUAUAACAUCAUCAUCAUCAUGGGAAGGGGUAGAGUUCAGCUGAAGAGGAUAGAGAACAAGAUCAAUCGGCAGGUAACUUUCUCCAAAAGGAGAGCUGGGCUUCUCAAGAAAGCUCAUGAGAUCUCUGUUCUCUGCGAUGCUGAGGUCGCUUUGAUUGUCUUCUCCCACAAAGGAAAGCUCUUUGAAUAUGCCACCGAUUCUUGCAUGGAGAAGAUACUGGAGCGCUAUGAAAGGUAUGCCUAUGCAGAGAGACAGCUAGUUGCAAAUGAUUCUGAAUCACAGGGAAAUUGGACUAUUGAGUAUACUAGACUCAAGGCAAAGAUUGACCUUUUGCAGAGGAACCACAGGCACUAUAUGGGAGAAGAUUUGGGUUCAAUGAGUCUCAAAGAACUUCAGAGUCUGGAGCAGCAGUUAGAUACUGCUCUCAAGCACAUUCGUACACGCAGAAACCAACUCAUGUACGAGUCCAUUUCGGAGCUUCAGAAAAAGGAGAAAGUGAUUCAGGAGCAGAAUAACAUGCUUGCAAAAAAGAUCAAGGAGAAAGAAAAGAUUGCAGCCCAGCAGCAGCACGCACAAUGGGAUCAUCCAAACCAUGGAGUUAAUGCACCUUUCUUAAUGCAACAGCCACUUCCAACUUUGAACAUGGGUGGCAAUUACCGUGAAGAUCAUGCUCCAGAUGUUGGCAGGAAUGAGCUUGACCUGACUCUGGAACCUUUGUAUUCCUGCCACCUUGGAUGCUUUUGAAAACUUUACUAGCUGCAGCCAUCUCAUAUUAUAAUAUUUAGAUCUGGCCUCUAUGUCAUGUGGUAAUUUUCCCUACUUUAAUUUGAAGACCUUAUUAAUUAGUGUGUUGUAAGUUUAUAACUUGAUUAUAACUAAGGCUAGGUUUCCAAUGUCUAAGCUUUGCUAUGUGCAAUUAAGCUGCUCAAAGACAAGUCAUAUAAUGAAAUUUGAGCUAUUUA